AUGGGCAAGUGGUCAUUUUUUGGAUGCUUUGGUUUAAAACCAGAAGACGUUGAAGUUCCUGCUUUUAAUUAUGUUGGUGUUGCUAUUGCUUGUCUUAGGGGUGCCGUAUUUCUUGCUAUUCGUGUGGGUAAAUCAAAAGAAAAAAAUGUCGAUUAUCGAUCCCUUCAUCAUUCGACCACUUCAUCCAUUGUCAAUAAGCCAAUCGAAAUAGUACCACAACAAAACGAUAAUGAAGAAGUAUCAUCAACUAUAAGCAUAAAAAAGCGUUUUAUUGGUUGUAGUCUAGCAAUUGUGACUGGUAUCUUCUUCGAUCUCGUUUCUACAUCUAGCACUCAUAUCCAAGAUCAUCGAGACAAAUAUCCAGAAGCAGCAAAAAAAUGGCUUUCAUUAUUUAUUUGCUAUGUAUAG
Rotaria sp. Silwood1 is the source of this 408-nucleotide messenger RNA. The record is from the annotation of a GenBank genome assembly. NCBI's taxonomy places the organism in Eukaryota, Metazoa, Rotifera, Eurotatoria, Philodinida, Philodinidae.